CCUGACUCUGACCUGCCCUAAGCCUGAACCCUGGCACUCUUCUCUUUGGGGAGGGGAGGGGAGGAAAACAAAGUCUGAGCAGCCUCCAGAACAGGGUGGGCAGAGCGCCGGCCACAGCGCUCCUGCUUCCGGCCCAGUCACCUGCCCAGCUGCAGACGCAGGUCCAGGUGGGCAGUGACACUCUGGGUGGGGAAGGGGAGAGGCAGAGCAGCACCUGGCAGGUGUUUGAGGGACAACUUCCUUCUUGCUGUCCAACAGACCAGGCCACUCUGAUGCUGGUGACACCCUGGGCUCCCAAGGCCUGGUCUUUGGCCCUGCCCACCAACGCAGCCAAGGUGGGCUGAGCCCCAGAGUGGUAGAGUCUGCCAACUGCUGCCCACUCCCCCCAGGACCAGGCCUGCCCCACCAUGAGGCUGACCUGGAAGGAACGGGUCAUGACAGCCCUGCUGGGGGCUGCAGUGGCCUCAGGCAUCACCACACUCAUUCUCAUCCUGGUGGAGGCCACCAACGUCUUCCUGCCCACAGACAUCAAGUUUGGGAUCGUGUUCGAUGCCGGGUCCUCCCACACAUCCCUCUUUGUGUAUCGGUGGCCCGCAGACAAGGAGAAUGACACAGGUGUGGUCAGCCAGGCCCUGGCCUGCCGGGCAAAAGGGCCCGGAAUCUCCUCCUACGCCUCCAGCCCCGACCAGGCUGGUGAGAGCCUGCAGGGCUGCCUGGAGGAGGCACUGAAACUGAUUCCAGAGGCACAGCACCAAGGAACCCCUAUGUUCCUGGGGGCCACCGCCGGCAUGCGGCUGCUCAGCCAGAAGAACAGCUCUCAGGCAGCAGACAUCUUCGCAGCGGUCACUCGGGUCCUGCGCCAGGCGCCUGUGGACUUGUGGGGCGCUGAGCUCCUGGCCGGGCAGGAUGAAGGCGCCUUAGGGUGGAUCACCAUCAACUACGUCCUGGGCUUGCUAGUCAAGUACUCCUUCUCUGGGGAGUGGAUCCGGCCUCCGGAGGGGACGCUGGUGGGAGCCCUGGACAUGGGUGGGGCUUCCACCCAGAUCACCUUCGUGCCCGGAGUUCCCAUUCUGGACAAGAGCACUGAGGCCACCUUCCGCCUCUACGGCUUCGAGCACCAAGUCUACACCCACAGCUACCUCUGCUUCGGGCGGGACCAGAUGCUCCUCAGGCUCCUGGCGGGGCUGGUGCAGAGCAGCCCGGUCCCCCGAGUCCGUCACCCAUGCUAUCACAGUGGCUACCAGGGCACGCUGUCCCUGGCCUCUGUGUUCGAGACGCCUUGUGUGCACGCCACAGCGCCCCCAGGCCUCCCCCAGAACCUCACUGUGGAAGGGACGGGGAACCCCGGGGCCUGCGUCUCAGCCAUCCGGGACCUCUUCAACUUCUCCAGCUGCGAGGGCCGAGACAACUGUGCCUUUAGUGGGGUCUACCAGCCGCCCGUGCGGGGCCCGUUCUACGCUUUCUCCAACUUCUACUACACCUUCCACUUCCUGAACCUCACCUCGGGGCAGCCGCUGGCCACCGCAAACACUACUGUCUGGGAAUUCUGCCAGAAGCACUGGAAGCUGGUGGAGACGGCCUGGCCGGGACAGGAGCGCUGGCUGCGUGACUACUGUGCCUCAGGCCUAUACAUCCUCACGCUCCUAGUCCACGGCUAUGGUUUCAGCGAGGAGACCUGGUCCAGCAUUGAGUUCCGGAAGCAGGCCGGGGGCACCGACAUCGGCUGGACACUGGGCUACAUGCUAAACCUGACCAGCAUGAUCCCCGCCGAGCUGCCCGCCCAGUGGCGGGCACAGAGCUAUAGCGUCUGGGCAGUCAGCAUCGUCUUCAUGGUGGUGACCCUUGUGGCUGUCCUCGCCGUGGCUGUGGCCCAGCUUCUCUGGCCUCAUGAUUAAGCCAGCCACCUCCUGGUGCCGGCAGGAGAGGCCCACCUCCCACAGCCAGGCGGGACCACCCCAGCCUGGACGCAUGAGCUGGCCGGAGCUGUGCUGAGACCCUGACCCCUGAGGGGCCCCUGACAGUCUUGUCCUGUGGGCUCUGCCGUCAGGGUCGCUCUGGCCCAGGAGGCUGUGCCUCACCUGGGGCCUCCCGGGGCCUCCCGUCCUGGCACCCCGAGUCCCCUCUUCCACUGUGCUUUCCAGGGCAGCAGGGCCUUUCUGCACAAACACCAGGCUGCCAGGACCCUGCAGCACAUUCUGACGCUGUGACUCCGGCAUCAGAGAGAUGGGGGCCGGUCCAGCCUGGGAGGGGGGCGUGACGGCUGGAGCAAGCAGGGGCCUGGCUCCCUGGGAGGGGCCAGCAGAGCCUCGGGAAGAGGCUGUGGGGAAGGCCCAGCCGGGACCCCUGCUGUUGCCUGGCCUGAGAGGCCAUGGGCUUCUCAGAAAGCAGCCACCUCACACUCUCGAGCCUCAGAAGCUAAGAGGCUGAGCCCAGGACACGGGUCACAUCUUGGUGAGCAGAUUGCUUUUAUUAAACCUUCCUGUCACGCGA
Rhinolophus ferrumequinum (greater horseshoe bat) is the source of this 2490-nucleotide messenger RNA. It is a transcript of the gene ENTPD8, whose product is annotated as ectonucleoside triphosphate diphosphohydrolase 8. NCBI's taxonomy places the organism in Eukaryota, Metazoa, Chordata, Mammalia, Chiroptera, Rhinolophidae. Gene Ontology annotation, molecular function: UDP phosphatase activity; GDP phosphatase activity. The coding region runs from base 408 to 1895 and encodes 495 amino acids. The record is from RefSeq and is a predicted model, not a curated record. Gene Ontology annotation, cellular component: plasma membrane. Gene Ontology annotation, biological process: nucleoside diphosphate catabolic process. The transcript is spliced from 11 exons.